AUGAGCAAAGAGCUGGAGGAGAGGGACCAGGAGAUCAAAAUCCAGGAGGGGAAAAUAACUAUUCCAGAACAACACCAUACAUCACGAGUGAGAAAUCUGUUUGUGGAUCUUGAUCAUAUAAAAGGAAACUUGAAGGAGAAAAACAUGGAGUUUAUGUCUCUGACUCAGCUGAUCCAAGAACUGGAAAAGGAAAGAGAACAGGUGAAAUCUCUGCAUGCAAGCCUUGAACACUUGAGAGCAGUUCUUAAGGACAGAGAGAGAGAGUGUGAUUCUCAAAGGGAUCGGUUGAGACUCUUGCAGCAGUACAAGGAACAGCAAGAGAGGCACCUGCAAGACCUUCAUGGUAAAGUAGAAAAGAUGACACUUUCUUUAUCUAAAAAAGAUCAAGAGCUUGAAUCACAACAAAAGCAAAUCCAGGAAGCUGAGGAAGUCAUGGAAAUGCAGUUAAGGACUGUCCGUGACCAACUGGAGCAGACCUUAGAAACCUUAAAAGAAAAGGACAGACUCAUAGACAUCCAAAAGCAACAAACACAGAACUAUGAGGAAGAAAAAGAACAACUGAUUAAUGUCUUACGUAGAGACUUAGAAUACAGUAAGGCAAUACUGAAAGAGAAGGAUUUCAUGAUUGAAUCUCAGAAGGAAGUGAUUAAGACCUUCCAAAACCAAGAACGAGACUGUGAAAUGCAGAAGGAAAUUCUGCAGCAUCUUCAAGUGACACUAAAGGAACAAGAGCAAGAAAUUUUAUCCCUUAGAAAGCAAUGUGAGGCAUGCAAGGUAAAGGAGGAAAAACAUGAAACUGAGCAAACAGAUCUUCAAGCAACAAAAUGGACUCUGAAAGAAAGAGAAAAAAAGAUAGAGGUUCUGGAGGAGGCUAUCUCUAAGCUUCAGCAGCAAAAGGAGGAGGCAGUGAUGCAGUGUAAAGUCAUACUGCAAAAACUAGAAUAUGCUGAAUCUUCUCUAGAAGCUAGAGAUCAAGAGAUAGUAUCUUUGCAAGAGCAUGUCCAGAACCUUCGAGAGCAGAAGGAGUUAGAAGGCAACCAGGCCAAGAGUCUACAGCAGGAUCUGGAUGAAAUGAGUCAAAUAGUGAAGAACAAUUGUUUGGAGUUCCUCAGGCAGACAGAGCAAAUGAACAUUUUCCAGCUUCGUGAAGAAAACAUGAAAGUAGCACUAGCAUCGUGCCAGAAGCAAGUGAAUCUGCUUGAGGAAGUAGUGAGGAAGAGAGAUGAAGACAAUGAAACUCUUAUGCAAAAACUCCAGUGCCAAGAAGAGCAACUGAAAACCUUUCAGAAUCUCCAGCUUGGGCUAACCGAUAAGAACGAAGAGGUUAGACAUCACAGAGAGCAAGAGAAGCUGCUCGAAGAAGCCUUGCCUGAGAGGGAACAAGAGACCAAGGCUCAAGGUGAGCAAAAAGCUUUAGAAGAGGAAAUAAGAGGUCUUCAGGAAGAUCUCCAGCAUGUUCAGCAGACUCUGACAAAGAAGGAUGAAGAGAUCAAGUGCCAGAGAGACACAGUCAGCUGUUUAGAGAAGACUCUGACAGGGAGAGAACAAGAGCUUAGGAGGCAGAGUGAACUCCUGAAACAAUUAACAUCAGCUUUGCGAUGGAAAGAUGAAGGGGACAAGCUGAAGAAACAAAUCCAGAAACUCCAAAAAUGGGAGGAAGAAGAAUCAGAGAAGAGGAAAGUCCUCCAGGAGAGAGACUGUCUCUUGAAAAGGCAGAAGGAGCUAACCUACCAACUGGAAGAUGAGCGGAAAGCAAAGGGGGAAGAAUUGAAACGUGUGAUUGCUAUUUUGAAGCAGACUGAAAGCGGAGAAAUCGAAUGGAAGGAGAAGGCCCAAGCACUGACUCUUGCCCUUACCAAGAGUGAAAUGGCCAAUGGGACUUUGAGGGAAGAAAUAGCCAUCCUGCAAAAUAUGGUUUCAGAGAGGGACAAGGACCGGUUUCAUCUUCAGCAGGCUGUCGCAGAAGGGGAGCAGCUCCCCUGGCUCUCAGAGAAGAGACUCCUUUCGCAGCAGCUGGAACACGUGCAGCGAGCAGUUGCAAGGCUGGAACAUGAGAAGAUGGAGCUGAAGCAACUCAAUGCUGAGCUCAGGAGGACUCUUGAGCAGGUGGAACGUGAACGGAGGAGACUGAAGAGGUACUGCAGUGGUCAGUUGCUGCCAGAUGCACGCGGAUUUUCUCUCUCUGAGUCUGACCCGCACAAGAUGCCUGCUUCUAGACAGGUGUCCCUUCUGCAGAUGCAGCUGGCACAAGAACGACAACACAAGCAGGACUAUAUUGAGUGCUGUGCAAAGACCAGCCAGGAGCUGUCAGACCUUCACCAAGAGCUGUCUGGCUCCUUGGCAGCCGUGGUCAGGGAGCCCAAAGCUGCUGUUCUGGAGGCAGAGACCCGGAAGCUGGAUCGGUCGCUGAACCUUAACUUGACUCUAAUAUCCCAGGACC
This is a messenger RNA of Leptosomus discolor (cuckoo roller), 2440 nucleotides long. The record is from RefSeq and is a predicted model, not a curated record. Lineage: Eukaryota; Metazoa; Chordata; Aves; Leptosomiformes; Leptosomidae.